UUAUAGAUUAAAAGAAAGGCUUCAGCUUUCCUUGAGACAAGAUAAAGAGAAAAACCAGGAGAUCCACCUAUCGCCCGUCACAUUACAGCCAGCACAGUCUGAGGCAAAGACGGUCCACAGCAUGGUCCAACCCGAGCAGGCCCCGAAGGUGCUGAAUGUUGUCGUGGACCCCCAAGGCCGAUGCACUCCUGAGAUCAAAGCUACCACCUCGACCUCAGUCUGCCCUUCUCCUUUCAAAAUGAAGCCCAUAGGACUUCAAGAGAGACGAGGGUCCAACGUAUCUCUCACCUUGGACAUGAGUAGCUUGGGGAACGUUGAACCCUUUGUUGCUAUUCCAACCCCGCGGGAGAAGGUGGCAAUGGAGUACCUGCAGUCCGCCAGCCGAAUCCUCACAAGGUCACAGCUGAGGGACGUCGUGGCAAGUUCACAUUUACUCCAAAGUGAAUUCAUGGAAAUACCAAUGAAUUUUGUGGAUCCCAAAGAAAUUGACAUUCCACGUCAUGGAACUAAAAAUCGCUAUAAGACUAUCUUGCCAAAUCCCCUCAGCAGAGUGUGUUUAAGACCAAAAAAUGUAACUGAUUCAUUGAGCACCUACAUUAAUGCUAAUUAUAUUAGGGGCUACAGUGGCAAAGAGAAAGCAUUCAUUGCCACACAGGGCCCUAUGAUCAACACCGUGAAUGAUUUCUGGCAGAUGGUUUGGCAGGAAGACAGCCCUGUGAUUGUUAUGAUCACAAAACUCAAAGAAAAAAAUGAGAAAUGUGUGCUGUACUGGCCAGAAAAGAGAGGGAUAUAUGGGAAAGUCGAAGUUCUGGUUAUCAGUGUAAAUGAAUGUGAUAACUACACCAUUCGCAAUCUCGUCUUAAAGCAAGGAAGUCACACCCAACAUGUGAAGCAUUACUGGUACACCUCAUGGCCCGAUCACAAGACUCCAGACAGUGCCCAGCCCCUCCUACAGCUCAUGCUGGAUGUAGAAGAAGACAGACUUGCUUCUGAGGGCCGAGGGCCUGUGGUUGUCCACUGCAGUGCGGGGAUAGGUAGAACAGGGUGUUUUAUUGCUACAUCCAUUGGCUGUCGACAGUUGAAAGAAGAAGGGGUUGUCGAUGCGCUAAGCAUUGUCUGCCAGCUUCGUGUAGAUAGAGGUGGAAUGGUCCAAACCAGUGAGCAGUAUGAAUUUGUGCAUCAUGCUCUAUGCCUGUAUGAGAGCAGACUUUCAGCAGAAACUGUCCAGUGAGUCACUGAAGACUGACCAGGCCAUCAAUCUCUUGGGGUGUUUAAUCAAAUUACCCACUUGAGGCUUCCAGAAGGAGCUUCCUGCAAUGGAAGGAAAGAGAAGCUCUGAAGCCAACCUGUGGCAUGGAUUGUGGAAGACUUGGCAACAUGUUUAAGAUUGCCAGCCCCUUGUGUAUAUGAAUGCAUUUGUAAGCAUCCCUCAAACUAUUUUGAAGGUCCUAUGCUGAUGGAGGUAUGAUAGAUUUCUCACAUAGGCUGCGGUGGAUUUCGUUUUGUCUGUACUAUCUGCCACACAGAAUGUAUGUAUGUAAUAUUCAGUGAUAAAUGUCAUCAGAUGAUGACUGGAAGAGCUGCUGAAGACAUUCUUAUUGUGUGUUUAGAUGCUUUAAUGUUUGCAAAAUAUGUCUUGUGAAUGGACUGUCAGCUGUUUAACUGUUCCUGUUUUAAGUGCUAUUACCUUUCUCAGUUACCAGAAUCUUGCUGCUAAGUGAUCGACAAUGGAUUUUUAACAAAUAAGUCUUUGUUUUUAAAAAAAAAAAAUUAAAAGCAGUAACUAUUUUAUAUGGAAAUGUGUCUUGAUAAUAUUACCUAUUAAAUAUGUAUUUAUAGUACCUCCUACCAAUCAAUUACAGAGCACAAUAAUUGUCAUUGGGUAUAUAUGUAUUUACUCUCUAUUAUUAGGCAUAAAGGUGACUUCUGCUCCAGAACUCUAUCCACUGUAUUUCUACAUUGUGAUUUGUUUUACUUUAAAAAGGCAAAACAAAUUUGUAGCAACUAUGAAGUAUCAAGAAUUUUAAAUACUUGUCUCUCUUUUACUAAGAAGGGAUUUUUGAAUAUGCUGUCUACCUGGAAUCUCUCUCCCAAUAAAAGACAGAUGCCUUUGGGAAUGAUGUAACCUGUCCCAUUUCCAGAGGUUCUUUAUAAAGAUGCUGCCAUGUCUGUCCUUACAUUUCUGAAAAGUUUUAAUCCUCAAGUGACAAAUAAAGUUAAAACAACUACCCUCAGAAAACACAAGAUGUUCUGCUCAAAUACGAAUUUUUCAUGCAGCAAUGUUGACUUUGUUUCACACUGCCAAUAAACUACUCUUAAUACUAAAUAUUGA
This is a messenger RNA of Propithecus coquereli (Coquerel's sifaka), 2332 nucleotides long. It is a transcript of the gene PTPRR, whose product is annotated as protein tyrosine phosphatase, receptor type, R. Gene Ontology annotation, biological process: protein dephosphorylation. Gene Ontology annotation, molecular function: protein tyrosine phosphatase activity. NCBI's taxonomy places the organism in Eukaryota, Metazoa, Chordata, Mammalia, Primates, Indriidae. The transcript is spliced from 9 exons. The record is from RefSeq and is a predicted model, not a curated record. The coding region runs from base 122 to 1231 and encodes 369 amino acids.